AUGGCUGGCAUCAAACGUCGUCUCAUGAUUCCCUUGUCGACGACACUACUGAUCUUCGUCGCUCUUGUUCGUGAGUCCGUCGCUGCCGGGGAUGGCCAGGGCUUCAUCUAUUCCGGCUUCGCCGGCACAGACAUCAUGGUGGCCGGGCUGGCCGCCGUGGAGCCAAACGGGCUCCUCCAGCUGACCAACGGCACGGUCCAGCUCAAAGGCCAGGCGUUCCAUCCGUCCCGGCUGCGGUUCCGCGACUCCGACGCAGUGAACGGCACGACGGUGCGGUCAUUCUCAGCGUCCUUCGUGUUCGCCAUCCGCUCCAUCGCGCCGGGCGUGAGCGCGCACGGUCUCACCUUCUUCGUCUCCCCGACCAACAACCUCACGGCCGCCUUCUCCAACCAGUUCCUCGGCCUCUUCAGCAAGAGGAACAACGGCAACGCGAGCAACCACAUCUUCGCCGUCGAGUUCGACACCGUCCAGAGCAACGACAUGCUGGACAUGAACGACAACCACGUCGGCAUCGACAUUAACGGCCUCACCUCCGUGAAGGCCUCAAGUGCCGGUUACUACGACGACGCCAACGGCACCUUCUACAACCUGACACUAGCCUCCUUCGACGCGAUGCAAGCGUGGGUGGAGUACGAUGGGAUCAGUAAGGAGAUCGCCGUGACCUUGGCUCCUCUGGGCAUGGCCAGGCCCAGGAGGCCAUUGCUCAAAACCACCUACGACCUCUCGCCUGUUCUCGAGGAUCAAUCCUACGUCGGCUUCUCGUCGUCGACCGGCAUCCUCGAGUCGCGUCACUACGUGCUCGGGUGGAGCUUCGGCAUGGGCCGUCCAGCUCCGGCCAUCGACGCCACCACGCUGCCCAAGUUGCCCCGGUUGGGCCCAGAGCCUCAAUCCAAGCUCCUGGUCACCGUCUUGCCCAUUGCCACCGGAACAUUGGUCUUGGCUAUCGUCUGUCUAGCAAUCGUUUUGCGGCGGAGGCAGCUGCGAUACGCGGAGCUACGCGAAGACUGGGAGGUUGAGUUUGGGCCGCAGCGGUUCUCCUACAAGGAUCUUUUCAAGGCGACGGAGGGCUUCAAGGAGAAGCACCUGCUCGGAAUCGGGGGCUUCGGGAGGGUGUACAAGGGGGUGCUCCGGAAGUCCAAGGCGGUGGUCGCCGUGAAGAAGGUGUCGCACGAGUCGAGGCAGGGCAUAAGGGAGUUCAUCGCCGAGGUGGUUAGCAUGGGCCGGCUCCGGCACAAGAACGUCGUGCAGCUGCUCGGGUACUGCCGGCGCAAAGGGGAGCUCCUGCUCGUCUACGACCACAUGCCCAACGGCAGCCUCGAUAAGUACCUGCACGGUCCACCGGGCAAUAAUCUGACCUUGGACUGGUCUCAGAGAUUUCACAUCAUCAAGGGCGUCGCCGCUGGGCUGCUGUACCUCCACGAGGACUGGGAGCAGGUGGUGAUCCACCGGGACAUCAAGGCCAGCAACGUGCUCCUCGACGGCGAGAUGAACGGCCGGCUGGGCGACUUCGGCCUCGCCAGGCUCUACGACCACGGCACUGAUCCGCAGACCACGCACGUGGUGGGCACCAUGGGGUACAUCGCGCCCGAGCUGGCGCGCAUGGGCAAGGCCUCCACCCUCACCGACGUCUUCGCCUUCGGGGUGUUCCUCCUCGAGGUCACCUGCGGGCGGAGGCCCAUAGAGCAGAAGGAGUUCCAGGAGUGCCCGGUCUUGUUGGCCGACCUGGUCCUCCAGCAAUGGCGUGAUGGAUCGCUCGCCGAUCUGGUCGAUGAGAGGCUCCAGAACAACUAUAAUUUCGACGAAGCGUGCCUAGCGUUGAAGCUCGGGCUGCUGUGCUCGCACCAGCUGCCAUGCACAAGGCCGUGCAUGCGGCAGGUCGUGCAGUAUCUCGAUGGCAACGCGCCGUUUCCGAACCAGAUGCUGGAGGAGGUAACGUCAAAUUACAGAGGGCCGGAGCCGUGCGUCGCGUCUUCCCCGCCGCCGUCAACGAGUUUCGGCACGAUAUCUAUUGACCUCAUGAUCUCAGGAGGAAGAUGA
Molecule: messenger RNA, 2037 nt
Organism: Lolium rigidum
Lineage: Eukaryota; Viridiplantae; Streptophyta; Magnoliopsida; Poales; Poaceae
Product: L-type lectin-domain containing receptor kinase SIT2-like
Exons: 1
Coding region: 1-2037 (678 amino acids)
Biological process (GO): protein phosphorylation
Cellular component (GO): plasma membrane
Molecular function (GO): ATP binding; protein kinase activity; carbohydrate binding
Source: RefSeq, a predicted model, not a curated record